AUGGUGACGCAGUCCUCAUUCUCCGAACUGCGACCGGAGAUGGGCUACGACGGCAAACGACGCGACUCUUCGCGUCGUGCAAGUGGUGCACCUCAGCUGCCCGAUAUAUUUGACACGCUGCGGCUGAGAGGAGGCAAAAGAUCACGCGUCUACAACAAUGACCAGGACGAGGACGAGGAUGAAGAAGAAGAAGACGAGGAAGAAGACGAGGAGGAGAGUAAUGAUACUCCGCCGCGACAGGCCGCAGCCGUGUCCCCACUGCAUAACGGCGUGUCGAGUUCUGGCUUCCAGCCUGGCGCCAUUGUCCGCGUCAAGGUUCAAAACUUUGUGACAUUCGAAGAGGUCGAGUUCUUCCUCGGCCCUAACUUGAACAUGGUUAUCGGACCCAACGGCUCUGGCAAGAGCUCCCUCGUCUGCGCCAUCUGUCUAGGCUUGGGAUAUCCGUCGAGUGUCCUGGGCCGAGCAAGCGGCUUCGGUGAGUUUGUCAAACAUGGAACGGAUGAGGCUCAUAUCGAGGUCGAGCUGCAGGGGAAACCUAAUGCCGCACAGAACCACGUUGUCAGUCUAUGUAUCAAACGAGAGGAUAACAGCCGGAAGUUUACCAUAGACGGAGAGAGAGUCUCGCACAAGGACAUCCAGCAGUUGAUGAAGUCGUUGCGGAUCCAGAUCGACAAUCUCUGCCAGUUCCUGCCCCAAGACAAGGUCGCCGAGUUUGCCGGUCUCAGCCCCGUCGAUCUGUUGGAAAAGACGCUACACGCGGCUGCUCCUCCGCAGAUGAUCAAAUGGCAGGCUGAACUAAAGGAGCACUUCAAGAGCCAGAGAGACGCCGAGCGUAGUGCGCAGGAGAGCAGCGUGCAGCUUCGCAAGAUGGAGGCUCGUCGGCAGGUCUUGCAGGCCGACGUUGAGAAGAUUCGAGAGAGAAAAGAGAUCCAGAACACGCUUGCCAGACUUGAGAAGCUGCGCGUUGUGGUGAAAUACAACGAGGCCCGGCAUCAAUAUAGCGAAUUCAAGAAGCGGAGAAAGGCGGCAGAACAAAAAUUGAAGCGCCUUCAAAAAGGCUCUGCCCCGUCACUUCAGGCUGUCAACAAGAAGCAGGACUACCAAGCACGGAUCCAGUCGGCGGUUGACGGCAGAAAGAACGCACUGAAGGCCGCCGAGGCUGCUGCUGACGAUGCCGUUGGGCAGGUCGUUGCCCUCGAGGGCAAAUGUCAGGAGCUAGUCGAAAGGUCCAAAGCGGAGAUGGACGGCUUCAGAGCCAAAAAACAAGAAAUCGGAAAAUUUAAGAAAAGGAUCACGGAUCUGGAAGCCACUCACAAGCAGGCGCCGCCUCAAUGUGACGCUGCGGAUUGGAACAGAAGAAUACGUGAGCAAGAACACAUAGUGCGGGACAAGAAGGCAGCCAGCCAAGCGGCCGAGGAGGAAUCAGAAAAGAUCAAGUCUUUGGCAAAAGAGAAACAACGUGAGAAGAUCGCGUUGAGCCACGAGCUCAAAGGUUUUGAAUCGCAACAGGGUCAGCUCUUGAAUCAGCUAAAGAGAUUCAACCAAGACGUCUUCAAGGGCUGGGAGUGGCUGAAAGAAAACCAUGGCGAGUUCGAAAAGGAAGUCUUUGGGCCACCGAUGCUUACCUGCUCAGUCAAGGACCCGCGCUACUCGGAUCUCGUGCAAUCACUGUUGCAGGACAACGACUUCCUAUGUUUCACGGCCCAAACAAAAGACGACCACAAGAAUCUCAGCAACCAGUUCUAUGAAAAAAUGGGGCUUUCUGUCACUAUCCGAACCGGGUUCAAACCCCUCAACACUUUCACUCCUCCGAUGCCAAAGCAAGAGCUUGUUAAGUUCGGGCUCGACGGGUACGUGUCAGACUAUCUCGAGGGGCCAGAGCCUGUCUUGGCUAUGCUAUGCUCGGAAAGGCGCCUGCACGCAUCGGCCAUCUCACUUGCCGAUAUUUCCGAUGAACAGUUUGAUCGGAUACAGCGCGACGAGAAAAUCGGCCAGUUCGCUGCUGGAAAACAACUCUACCGCAUAGCACGGCGGAGAGAGUACGGCCCUGGCGCCGUCUCCACGCGUGUCAUCACAUUUCAGAAAGGGCGGUUCUGGACGGAUCAGCCAGUAGACUUGGCCGAGAAAACGGAGCUCAGGCGUAAGCUCGAUACAUUGAGAGACGAGAUCUCCGAAUUGUCUGCGCAGAACCAAAAAUACGUGACGCAAAUAGAGGGCUUUGACGCCCAACAGAAAGAGAUAAACCAGACGAUAUCGGAGUUGCGAACUCAGAAAGCGGAGCUUCAGCGUGCGGACCAGGUGUGGCAGGCUCUACCCAACAAAAUAGAAAGAGAGAAGAGGGCUCUGGGUCAGACGCAAAAGGAGCUUGAAGCUGCCAGGAAUCGAAUUCGUGCGGACGAGCGCCGCCAGAAUGAGGCCAUUCUGGACAAAGCUAGAGCAAUUUUGGAGCACCAACGGAAGAUAGCAGACAUUCGCAACGCCUACCAGGCCUUGCUUGAGGCUCAGGUGCUGCUAAUUGAGGCUAAAUCGGAAGUCACGGUUCUCAAAGAUAAAAACUCUGAGAUUACGCAGAUGCUUCAAGAGGAGAAGAACAACCUCGAGAACCUCGCGGAAGAAGUGGCGGAGCGGUAUCGCAUCGCAACAGAAGCGAGAGAGGAAGUAGCCGAAUUCAUUGAAGAAGGCAAUGACAAGGAAGAGCUGCUCGCACUUGCCAGAGACAAGACACUCGAAGAGCUCAUACACGAGACCAACACAGAGCAGGCCAAGCUCGAAGUUAUCCAGGCCAGCAACCCACGUGCGUUAGAAGAGUAUGAGAACUGGUCGACCAAGAUUGAGCACGAGCGGGUCAACCACACCACCCAGGCAGUCAAAUUGACGGACCUCAACAACAAGAUCGACACGAUUAGGAGUCAGUGGGAACCGAAGCUAGACGAGCUCGUGAGCCAAAUCAACGACGCCUUCAGCUACAACUUCGAGCAAAUCAGCUGUGCCGGCGAGGUGGGCGUUCACAAGGACGAUGACUUUGAGAAGUGGGCGAUUGAAAUCAGGGUUAGGUUCCGCCGUGUCGCUGAUUUCGGGUCGUCUUUCGACUUUAGUGACAAUGAGACGCUUCAGCGGCUAGACCAGCACCGGCAGUCGGGCGGCGAGCGUGCCGUGUCGACCAUCUUCUACCUCAUGUCGCUGCAGUCGAUGGCGCAGGCGCCGUUCCGCGUCGUCGACGAGAUCAACCAGGGUAUGGACCCGCGCAACGAGCGUAUGGUGCACGAGCGCAUGGUUGAGAUUGCCUGCCGCGAGCAUACGAGCCAGUAUUUUCUCAUCACGCCCAAGCUGCUCACGGGGCUGCGCUACGACGAGCGCAUGCGCAUUCACACUAUUGUCAACGGCGAGCACGUCGACAAGGACGGCGUGGAGAAGAUGAACUUUGCAAAGAUUGCGCAGAUGCAGCGGAAGCUCAUGGGCCGUUAG
Messenger RNA from Lasiosphaeria miniovina, 3465 nucleotides. Its product is annotated as SMC5-like protein. Gene Ontology annotation, cellular component: nucleus; Smc5-Smc6 complex. Gene Ontology annotation, molecular function: ATP hydrolysis activity; single-stranded DNA binding; ATP binding. The transcript has 5 exons. Lineage: Eukaryota; Fungi; Ascomycota; Sordariomycetes; Sordariales; Lasiosphaeriaceae. Gene Ontology annotation, biological process: double-strand break repair via homologous recombination. Bases 1 to 3465 code for a protein of 1154 amino acids. The record is from RefSeq and is a predicted model, not a curated record.